Dreissena polymorpha is the source of this 9698-nucleotide messenger RNA. RefSeq lists its product as uncharacterized. The record is from RefSeq and is a predicted model, not a curated record. The transcript is spliced from 4 exons. NCBI's taxonomy places the organism in Eukaryota, Metazoa, Mollusca, Bivalvia, Myida, Dreissenidae. The coding region runs from base 102 to 9308 and encodes 3068 amino acids.
CAAGGAUGGAUUCCAUCGAGUGAAAUUGUUACACUGCGAAUUAACUGGUGCAGAUUUGUUAGAGCUAAUUCCUAAGAAGUGCACUACGUUCAAGGAAAUCAAUGCAUUUGAAUGCAAUUCUGGUUGCGAUAGUGGCAGUGACUGCUGUCAGAUCGGACCACCCAAUGCCUGCUGCAAAUGAUAAGGCCUACCAUGUCGGAGGCUCCAAGCUUCCAGUUGGGGUUGAUGUGUCGCAAUUAGGACCAACAUUAACAAAGAAGGGCAGCCGCCAAAAUAGACCAGUGGGCGGAAAUAACACAGUUAGUGGCGUCAUUUAUGUCAUCGAAAAUGGGCCGACCACGAAGGGGCCCAACCCAUCUGUUAAAGAUCCGGCACAAAACUACCAGCAAAACAAACAGUAUAUAACGUCAUUCUUAACACAGGUCGCACAAUCAAAGCCACAACAGAACCUGAAUACAUUGGCAGCGUUAAAUACUAUCAAGAGCUCGAGCUCCUACUCACAAGCAAAGUACGAAUCUUCUAACAGCGACACCAACAAUCAGUAUAUGUCUGGAGGAAACGUCGCACAAACAGGACAGUACAACUUCAAAAAUGACAAAGUGUUUACGCAAGAUAGCUCCAAAUAUGGGACGAAAAAACCAAACGACAGCAAAAAAGAUGAAAAGAAAACAUCCGGGCCUGUGGAUCCAACUAAGCCCGAUCUAAAAACACACGAUAGUACUAAAGAUGGGCCGAACCGAUCAGGACUAGGGGUUCAAACAGCAACAAUAACUAUACCAUACGAGAACAAAAACAAUAUACCAAAACCACCAGCAGAACCAUUAACACCAAUAACGAAGACAACUGAUUACACAAAUGACAACGGACUAAAGCAAUAUGGACCAGUUGAUCCAACAACACAAAAAACGAAAACAUACGAUAACAACAACAAUGCGCUAAAGCGAGAUGUGAAAGUUGAUAUAAAAAUAACAUCAGUGACGGGAACAUACGAUAGCAAAAACAAUGGUCCAAAGCCAUAUGGACCAGUAGAUGCAUCAGGGUCUUUAUCUAAACCACCAACUGAUAAAAACAUCAACGGACCGACGUCAUAUGGACCAGUAGAUCCAACAGGGCCAAUACCAAAAUACGACAACAACAACAAUGGUGGAGUAGAUGACAUUAAGAAUUAUCAAAAAUCGUAUGGAUACAAUAAACAAAGCAGCAACACUUUUGAGAAGACCAAUUCACUGGUAGAUCCAAUUCAGACAUAUACAAAAGUAAAUGGUUAUAAGGAUCAAAUAAAUAAUAAUAGACAGAAUCUAUAUAAAUACUUAUAUCAAACGUUCAUCAAAGCAUACGGUACCGACAACAAAAACACCAACAGUGUUAACUCAUACGAUCAAGUAAGUACUGAUAAUCGAGGAUAUGAGAAAACAGUAUACGGCGAAAACCAAAAUAAAGACAGCCAGAAGUCAUAUGGACAAGUAGAUCCCUUUAAGCCCGACCAUACUAAGAACGAUAACAACAAUAGUGGAAAAAAGCCCAAUGGACCAGUAGAUCCAAGAAAACCCGAUACGACAACGGACCUAAAUAAAAACUAUGGACAGAGUUCAUACGGAAAUGUAGAUAAUAUAAAGUCAAUCAUCACAACGUCCGAUAUUAAUAGUUUUGGACAGACGCAAUAUGGGCCAGUGGAUCCGGUAAAGCCUUACGCCAAAACAUACGAUAACAACAACAACGGACAAAAGCAAUAUGGACCAGUACAUCCUCAAAACACCGACCCAACAAACUACGAUAACAACAACAAUGGGCAAAGGCCACAUGGACGAGAAGAUUCUUCAAAGCUCGACCAAAAAACGAACGAUAGCAAUAACAAAGGACAGAAGCCAUAUGGACCAGUAGAUCCUCUGAAACCCGACACAAACAAGUACGAUAAAAACAAUAAUAGACAGAGUUCAUAUGGAACAGUAGAUCAAAUAAAGUCCGUCCUAACAACGUACGAUAACAACAACAAUGGGAAGAAGGCAUAUGGACCAGUAGAUACAAUAAAGCCCGACACUAAAACGUACGAUAACAACAAUAAUGGACAGAGUUCAUAUAGAACAGUUGAUCAAAUAAAGUCCGUCCUAAAAACGUACGAUAACAACAACAAUGGGAAGAAGGCAUAUGGACCAGUAGAUCCUUUAAAGCCCGACCAAAAAACGUACGAUAACAACAUUGGGCAGAAGCCGUAUGGACCAGUAGAUCCUGUAAAGCCAGACCAAAAAACGUACGAUAACAACAAUAACGGACAGAGUUCAUAUGGAACAGUAGAUCAAAUCAAGUCCGUCCUAAUAACGUACGAUAACAAAAACAAUGCACAGAAGCCGUAUGGACCUGUAGAUCCUGUAAAACCCGACCCAACAAAAUACGAUAACAACAAUGGCCAAAGUUCAUAUGGAACUCUAGAUCUUAUAAAGUCAGCAUUAUCAACGUACACUAUGGACAGUUACGGACAAAAGCCAUAUGGGCCUGUCAAUCCUGUAAACACCGACUCUAAAACGUACGAUAACAACAACAAUGGACAAAAAUCAUAUGGGACAGUGGAUCACAUGAAGCCAAAUCCAACUAAAGACGAUAACAACGGACAGAAGCCAUAUGGCCCGGUUGAUCCUGUUAAGCCCGACUCACAAACGUACGAUAACAACAACAAUGGACAGAGUUCAUAUGGAACAGUAGAUCAUUUAACAUCGGUUCUCACUACGUACAAUAGGAACAGUUAUGGAAAGACGCAAUAUGGACCAAUGGAUCCUGUCAAGCCUGUUACAAAAACGUACGAUAACAACAACAAUGGACUAAAGCCAUAUGGACCAGUAGAUCCUAUUAAGCCCAACCCUACAAACUACGAUGACAACAACGGAGGCAAGAAGCCAUAUGGACCAGUUUAUCCAAGUAAACCCGAUCAAACAACGUACGAUAACAGCAAGAAGUCAUAUGAAACAGUUGAUCAAACAAAAUCCGUCCUGUCAACGUAUGAUAUGAACAGUUAUGAACAGAAGCCAUAUGGACCAGUAGAGCCUCACAAGCCCGAUACAACAACGUACGAUAACAACAACAACGGAAAGAAUUCAUAUAAACCAGUAGAACCUGUAAAGCUUGACCCAAAAACGUAUGAUAACAACAACAAUGGACAGAAGCCAUAUGGACCAGUAGAUCCUAUUAAGCCCGACACUAAAACGUACGAUUACAACAAUAAUGGAAUAAAAUCCUAUGAAACAGUAGAUUUGAUAAAGUCCGCACUUACAACGUACGAUAACAACAACAAUGGACAGAAACCAUAUGGGCCGGUAGAUCCAGUAAAGCCCGAUUCUACAACGUACGAUAACAAGAACAAUGGACAGAAGCCAUAUGGACCAGUAGAUCCUGUAAAGCCCGACACUAAAACGUACGAAAACAACAAAAAUGGAAGAAAAUCCUAUGAAACAGUAGAUUAUAAAAAGUCCGUCCUAACAACGUACGACAACAACAACAACGGACAGAAGCCAUAUGGACCAGUAGAUCCAACUAAACCUGAUCCAGCGACGUACGAUAACAACAACAAUGGGCAGAAGCCAUAUGGGCCGGUUGAUCCAGUAAAGCCCGAUUCUACAACUUACGAUAACAAUAACAAUGGACAGAAGCCAUAUGGGCCAGUAGAUCCUGUAAAGCCCGACACUAAAACGUACGAUAACAACAACAAUGACAGAAAAUCCUAUGAAACAGUAGAUUAUAUAAAGUCCGCCCCAAAAACGUACGAUAACAAUAACAAUGGGCAGAAGCCAUAUGGACCAGUAGAUCCAAGUAAACCUAAUCCAACUACGUACGAUAACAACAAGAUUGGACAGAAGCCAUACGGACCAGUAGAUCCAAUAAAGCCCGACACUAAAACGUACGAUAACAACAACAAUGGAAGAAAAUCCUAUGAAACAGUAGAUGAUAAAAAGUCCGUCCUAACAACGUACGAUAACAACAACAAUGGACAGAAGCCAAAUGGGCCGGUCGAUCCUGUAAAGCCUGAUUCUACAACUUACGAUAACAACAAAAAUGGACAGAAGCUAUAUGGGCCAGUAGAUCCUGUAAAGCCUGACACUAAAACGUACGAUAACAACAACAACGGAAAAAAAUCUUAUGAAACUGUUGAUUAUAAAAAGUCCGUCCUAACAACGUACGACAACAACAACAAUGGAGAGAAGCCAUAUGGACCAGUAGAUCCAAGUAAACCUGAUCCAACAACGUACGAUAACAAUAACAAUGGGCAGAAGCCAUAUGGGCCGGUUGAUUCUGUAAAGCCCGAUUCUACAACUUACGAUAACAACAACCAUGGUCAAAAGCCAUAUGGGCCAGUAGAUCCUGUAAAGCCCGACACUAAAACGUACGAUAACAACAACAAUGAUAUAAAAUCCUAUCAAACUGUAGAUUAUAUAAAGUCCGCCCUAAACACGUACGAUUACAACAACAAUGGGCAGAAGCCAUAUGGGCCAGUAGAUCCAAGUAAACCCAAUCCAACAACGUAUGAUAACAACAAGAUUGGACAGAAGACAUACGGACCAGUAGAUCCAAUAAAGCCCGACACUAAAAUGUACGAUAACAACAACAAUGGAAGAAAAUCCUAUGAAACAGUAGAUAAUAAAAAGUACGUCCUAACAACGUACGAUAACAUCAACAAUGGACAGAAGCCAUAUGGGCCGGUAGAUCCAGUAAAGCCCGAUUCUACAACUUACGAUAACAAAAAUGGACAGAAGCCAUAUGGGCCGGUAGAUCCUGUAAAGCCCGAUUCUAAAACUUACGAUAACAACAAAAAUGGACAGCAGCCAUAUGGACCAGUAGAUCCUGUAAAGCUCGACACUAAAACGUACGAUAACAACAACAGCGGAAGAAAAUCUUAUGAAACAGUAGAUUAUAAAAAGUCCGUCCUAACAACGUACAACAACAAUGGAGAGAAGCCAUAUGGCCCGGUAGAUCCAAGUAAACCUGAUCCAACAACGUACGAUAACAACAACAAUUGGCAGAAGCCAUAUGUGCCGGUUGAUCCAGUAAAGCCCGAUUCUACAACUUACGUUAACAACAACUAUGGACAGAAGCCACAUGGGCCAGUAGAUCCUGUAAAGCCCGACACUAAAACGUACGAUAACAACAACAAUGACAGAACAUCCUAUGAAACUGUAGAUUAUAUAAAGUCCGCCAUAAAAACGUACGAUAACAACAACAAUGGGCAGAAGCCAUAUGGACCAGUAGAUCCAAGUAAACCCAAUCCAACAAUUAACGAUAACAACAAGAUUGGACAGAAGCCAUACGGACCAGUAGAUCCAAUAAAGCCCGACACUAAAACGUACGAUAACAACAACAAUGGAAGAAAAUCCUAUGAAACAGUAGAUGAUAAAAAGUCCGUCCUAACAACGUUCGAUAACAUCAACAAUGGACAGAAGCCAUAUGGGCCGGUAGAUGCAGUAAAGCCCGAUUCUACAACUUACGAUAACAAAAAUGGACUGAAGCCAUAUGGGCCGGUAGAUCCUGUAAAGCCCGAUUCUAAAACUUACGAUAACAACAAAAAUGGACAGCAGCCAUAUGGACCAGUAGAUCCUGUAAAGCCCGACACUAAAACGUACGAUAACAACAACAGCGGAAGAAAAUCUUAUGAAACAGUAGGUUAUAAAAAGUCCGUCCUAACAACGUACAGCAACAACAACAAUGGAGAGAAGCCAUAUGGCCCAGUAGAUCCAAGUAAACCUGAUCCAACAACGAACGAUAACAACAACAAUGGGCAGAAGCCAUAUGGGCCGGUUGAUCCAGUAAAGCCCGAUUCUACAAUUUACGAUAACAACAACUAUGGACAGAAGCCAUAUGGGACAGUAGAUCCUGUAAAGCCCGACACUAAAAUGUACGAUAUCAACAACAAUGAAAGAAAAUCCUAUGAAACAGUAAAUUACAUAAAGGCCGACCUAAAAACGUACGAUAACAACAACAAUGGGCAGAAGCCAUAUGGACCAGUAGAUCCAAGAAAACCCAAUCCAACUUCUUACGAUAACAACAAGAUCGGACAGAAGACAUACGAAUCAGUAGAUCCAAUUAAGCCCGACACUAAAACGUACGAUAACAAUAACAAUGGACGAAAAUCCUAUGAAACAGUAGAUUUGAUAAAGUCCGUUUUAACAACGUACGAUAGCAACAACAAUGGACAGAAGCCAUAUGGGCCUGUAUAUCCAGUAAAGUCCGAUUCUACAACUUACGAUAACAAAAAUGGACAGAAGCCAUACUGGCCAGUAGAUCCUGUAAAGCCCGACACUAAAACGUACGAUGACAACAACAACGGAAGAAAAUCCUAUGAAACAGUAGAUUAUGUAAAGUCCGUCCUAACAACGUAUGACAACAACAACCAUGGACAGAAGCCAACUGGACCAGUAGAUUCAAGUAAACCGGAUCCAAUAACGUACGAUAACAACAACAAUGGGCCGAAGCCAUAUAGGCCGGUUGAUCCAGUAAAGCCCGAGUCUACAACUUAUGAUAACAACAACUAUGGACAGAAGCAAUAUGGGCCAGUAGAUCCAAGUAAACCCCAUCCAACUACGUACGAUAACAACAGGAUUGGACAGAAGCCAUACGGACCAGUAGAUCCAAUAAUGCCCGACACUAAAACGUACGAUAUCAACAAUGGACAAAAGCCAUAUGGGCCGUUUGAUCCAGUAAAGCCCGAUGUUACAACUUACGAUAACAACAACUAUGGACAGAAGCCAUAUGGGCCAGUAGAUCCUGUAAAGCCCGACAUUAAAACGUACGAUAACAACAACAAUAAAAGAAAAUCCUUUGAAACAGUAGAUUAUAUAAAGUCCGCCCAAACAACGUACGAUAGCAACAACAAUGGGCAGAAGCCAUAUGGACCAGUUGAUCCAAGUAAACCCCAUCCAACUACGUACGAUAACAACAAGAUUGGACAGAAGCCAUAUGGACCAGUAGAUCCUGUUAAGCCAGACUCUAAAGCGUACGAUAACAACAACGUUGGCAUGAAGCCAUAUGGACCAGUAGAUACAGAUAAAGCAGGUCAAACAACGUACGAUAACAACAAGAAGUCGUAUGAAACAGUUGAUCGAAUAAAAUCCGACCUGUCAACGUAUGAUAUGAAUAGUUAUGUACAAAUGCCAUAUGGAACAGUAAAGCCUGGCAAGCCUGAUCCAACAACGUACGAUAACAACAACAAUGGACAAAAGCCAUAUGGACCAGUUGAUCCUGUAAAACCCGACACUAAAACGUACGAUAACAACAAUGGACAGAAGCCCUAUGGACCAGUAGAUCCUGUACAGCCCGACACUAAAACGUACGAUAACAACAACAAUGGACAGAAGACAUAUCAACAAUUAGAUCCUGUAAAGCCCGACACUAAAACGUACGAUAACAACAACAAUGGACAUAAUCCAUAUGGACCAAUAUAUCAUGUAAAGCCCGACAUUAAUACGUACGAUAACAACAAAAGUGGACAGAAGCCAUAUGGACCAGUAGAUCCUGUAAAACCCGACAUUAAAACGUACGAUAACAACAACAAUGGAAGAAAAUCCUAUGAAAAAGUAGAUUAUAUAAAGUCCGUCCUAACAACGAACGAUAACAACAACAAUGGACAGAGGCCAUAUGGACUAGUAGAUCCAAGUAAACCCGAUCAUGCAACGUAUGAUAACAAUAACGGUGGCAAGAAUCCAUAUGAACCAGUUGAUACAAGUAAACCCGACCUAACAACGUACGAUAACAACAACAAUGGACAGAAGCCAUAUGCACAAGCAGAACAAGCAUUAAGGCGAGAAAUAGAUCCGCCAUUUGGGUCAGAGCAUAUCACGUCUUCUUCAUAUGGUCAAACGGAACAUAAACCUAUUGUAUCAAAUACUCUCGGACACGGUGACCCUAUUGCUCGCCUAAAGAGUGGAUCUAGACACUCAAAAACUGAACCGUCAUAUGUCGGUGGAAAACAAACAGGGCAUCAAACUCUCGGUGCAUAUGACAAUUUUAAGCCACAUGUACCUUACCAUGACCUAACAUCCACAAACAAGCUUGGCGACACUAAAGAGUCUGUUCCGGCCCAAACAUACGUAAGCCAAUCUAAGACAGGGGAUCGUGCAUACGCCACUCAAACAAAAAGCGGUUCGAGACAUGUCAAUACAGAUGAUCAUUAUCAGAUUAAUAAUUUCAUUAACAAUUAUGGAACAAAUCAGUACGAACCUCGAGAGAAACACCUGCCUACUCAUAUCGUUCACAAUGUUCUUGAAACAAAACCUAGACCGGUCCCCAAAACAUCAAAAGCCUUUACCAAAGCCGACGGUCAGUUCCAUAUAAACAGACAAAAAGGACUAGAGACAGGCAGCACGGCCCAAAGCUCAACUAAAAUACAACUCCCCCCUGUAUACAACAAACCACUGGUACCAGCGUCUCCUUCCGGUGCUAAUCGAAAGGUCCAUGUACCUUUGGUUUCAACAAGACAGCUAUGCGAGGCGAAAUGCCUUGAGUUACCUUCUCAUCCUGUGUGCUCAGUGAAUGACCACUACUACGAAAACGAGUGUUUGCAACUAUGCAGCGGUGAAGCGACGGCAUGCGAUGGCCAGUGUCCUUGUGCUCCAGAAAGCGUGCAAGCACAACAACCGACGUUGCUGCACGUUCCAUCCACCGAUUACGCCGCCCCUGGUAUCGACAUUCCGCCACCUCCUCCGGUAUUAGUUUUACUGGCAAGUGGCGCCAAGGAGCAAUAUGUACAAUCUGCUGAUAGCUCUAACGGAGUGGCGAGCGGUUAUGCAAAAUCUGCUGAUAACUCUAAUGUCGGGACGAGCGCUUAUGCACAAUCUGCUGAUAGCUCAAACGGAGGGACGAGCGGUUAUGCACAAUCUUCUGAUAGCUCUAAUGGCGUGGCGAGCGGUUAUGCACAAUCUGCUGAUAGCUCUAAUGGCGUGGAGAGCGGUUAUGCACAAUCUGCUGAUAGCUCUAACGGAGGGACGAGCGCUUAUGCACAAUCUGCUGAUAGCUCUAAUGGCGUGGCGAGCGAUUAUGCACAAUCUGCUGAUAGCUCCAACGGCGGGUCGAGCGGUCACGCACAAUCUGCUGAUAGCUCUAAUGGCGUGGCGAGCGGUUAUGCACAAUCUGCUGAUAGCUCUAACGGCGGGUCGAGCGGUCAUGCACAAUCUGCUGAUAGCUCUAAUGGCGUGGCGAGCGGUUAUGCACAAUCUGCUGAUAGCUCCAACGGCGGGACGAGCGUUGUUGACAUAGCGUUAUCCGCUGGCACAAUAUACAAACCGGAUGGGAAGUCAGGAUCCGACAACGAUGGAAAUGAUGGCGAUUCUUAAACACUCUGUAUGUGAAUGACGCGUCGGCUGGGUGGAAAGACCUUGCGAUUUAAACUCUGCACAGACAGGCUCUACAUGCCAUAGCAUAGCACAAAGAGUGACCUAUUCAAUAGUUGAAUGAUUACAUAAUGGUAUUAGUGUUCCUUAAUGUGGUUAAUGGAGAGUAGUGUAGACUUUUGUAGAGUAGUAUUAAGUAUUAAACAUGUUCAUAAGUUUUAUUGAACUUAAGAAUAUUUGCAUAAUUCUAAAUUGGACUUCUUACUGUGUGCAAAAUAACAUUUUAUUUUUUAUAAGCCAAAACAUCUGAUUUAUUUUGGCAGAUCGAAUGAAUGGUUUUGCGAACGAUACAUCUGUCUCAAAUUGCAUUUGUAAUAAAUGGGAUUUCAUUUU